AUGGAGUCGCUGUUUGUGCGGUCGCUGGCACUCGAGUCGGUGGCCGCAGGUAGCGCGCAGACGCUCACGAGUGCCGCACGCACGACCGCUGAUACCACGUUUGCGGUCGCUACUGGACGCGAGGGUGUCAUCCGCGUGUACGCGGGCUCGUGCUCCGCGUUACUUCACGAGUUUGCGUCCAUUCACCGUCGAGUCUACGCGUUACAUUACACGAGCUUUUCGGACAGUUUAGUGACACUCGAGAGUGACGUCACGCGGGUAGGGGAGCGGAAACCAGCUGGCGACACGGGGACCAACACGGACGACGAUGAUGACGACGACGAUGAUGACGAUGAUGAUGAUGCUGAGACAUUUUUGUGUGUGUACCACGACUGGCGGGAGCGCCACAUGGUGCGGGCGUACACGUUGCCGCUGGGGGUGCUCGAAAAGCCGUCGUCCAAUCAAAAGGCCGAUUGCGUCGCCGUCUGUAGCUUUACCGGUCGCGUUGUUGUUGCAAUGGGGACGCGCCUCAACAUCUGGCAAUGUAGCCAUCACUUCUUUGAGCACGUGAUGGAGCUCAAAGUGGACAUGGCCCAACGGCAUGCGUUCAUGCAACUCGAGUACGUGGCCAUCCACGGCGUCUAUGUUGCCUAUGCUUCGCAGACCGAGGUACGGGUGAUGGAGAUCCACGUGAGGAGCUCGAAGGAGUCACCUCCAUUGGACUCGGCCGCAGUCGCAGACAACACGACGGUCUUGGAGAACUACAGUCGCAAGCACAACGAGCGAGAGACAGUGCCUGAAGAUGCCGCGCAUUGCCUGCACAUUGCAAGUCUCGACGACUUGCACGCGAUCGUGCAAGUGCCCGUCGCGGGCUCAGCCUAUAGCACAAUGGAAGCAGAUACAAGGCAGGAACAGAACGAGCAGCGAAUGUUUGACGAGCACGAGCAGGUCCCCAUGGUGCUCGGACGCAACGAAGCUCAGCAAGAGAUGUGGAAUCUGGCAGGUCUGGUGAAAGCUCAGGAUAUCCGUGCGAACCAGGCCAUGUCGUACUACAUCAGCGAGAACGACGUGCGCGUGCUGUUGCGACGCUACUUGCCUCCAAAUCACAGCGUGCAGUCACUCAAGUUCCUGCCUGAGACUAUCGAUAACCGCAUGUGUGUCGAGACGAGGAGCUACACGCGUUUGCUGGUCGCCACGGAGAAGAACGCGUUUAUUUACUACUUUUUGUCGGAAAAGGUCGACUUGACGAGGAAAAAGAUGUCCAAGAAGGUGCUAGGAUUGACCGAGCGAUCGAAAUCGAGGGGCAUGCACAAACCAAUUCAAGUUGGAGAGGCAGCUGUCAAGCAAAGAAGCGAUUCGUUCACUAGUGAGCGAGAAGAUAGAGACGAGGGCAACGAUGAUGCAGACGGUUCGAUGGAGUCAGGAAGGGUCGUGAUGCACUACAGCUUCACGUCGAUUGUCACCAGCAUCACGGCCAACAGCUCUUUUCUUUUUGUCGCAACGCUGUCUGGACUGCAAGUAUGGUCCAUUUGGAGUCCAUGUCACUACGUGGCAGCUAGUCGCGCAUUGAGCAGGUCACUCGUACCUCAGCCUUCACAGCCCCAGCUGUUGUGCACGCAACCCAUCCCGUACCCGGUGUCACAGCUUGCUGCACUUGACUCGUACGUCGUCUUGCUCCCACACGGAAAUUCGUUCGAGAGUCAGAGAUCGAACGGCAUUUUGCAGCGUGCAAGUCUAGCCGCAGGCGAGCGUCUUCCAGAAGCUGAGUUUGAGUUGCGCUCACCUCUUGGCAUCAACGGAAACCCGUGUCGACGCAGUAUCGUCAUUUUCGAGCAGAGUCCGCCAUCGUUGAUCUUUUCCUAUGUGCGUCAAGGCGUGCUAUCCGUCGAAAGCGGCGCCUUGAGACCGUACCAGAUCGACUUGCUGUUAAGCUUGUUUUCGCUGUACCGUUAUCGCGCUGAUGUGGGCUUUGACUUGCUGCGUCUUGCAAUCAGCAAUGACCCGUUUCGACGGGAGGUCGUCGCUUCGAUGUCGGAUCGGAAAGAGAGACUGGCGCUCAAGCUUGAGACAGAGUUGUACGACCGUCUUGCUAAGGAAUGUGCGGCAGACCUAGCGGCCAUCUUCUUGUCGGAGCAUCAUCGCAAUUUAGACCGGGCUGCUCUCCUAUUUGUUGCGUCAAACGUCCCCUCCAUCGAGGUGAUGCACCGUCUCCAGGCUCUUGUCGGGACAGUGGAUCGAUCGGAGGUCAUUGACGCUACGGGAAAAUAUCUGGAUGCAUUCGUCUAUCCGCCUCCCAAGUCUCUUGCCGAUAUUUGCUCGUAUCAACCUGCGCAAGGCGUUAACGCCGCCAAUGCCGAGUUCACGAGAAUCGUGUUGUCACACUACGGCAAAUACUUUCCCGAGCAACUUUCCCGCCUGAUCGUCGAUUCGUCAUUGGAAUGGACGCUGAAAGACAUCGCAUUUGCACUCAAGCAAUUGGGAGAGUCUUCAAGCCACAGCGUCCGCGUGAAAAUUGCACGACUUGUGCUCGUCUUGCGUGCGACUGCCUUUCCCGCAAAAGACUGGCACGUUUUCCGGACGAUGGAGGGAUUGCCUGUGGAAGACUUUGACACCAAUUGCUCGUAUACUUCCAUGCUGGCUCUGGUGGAUGAGCUGUUGCAGAACCACGUCGAUGAGCUUGUGCACUUAGCAGUGACACACCCGAAUCUGCUUAUUCAAGAAGUAGUAAGCACUGCGAGCAAAGAGAGAGCAGGCUGCAGACGCUUUUCCAGCUCCAACCUGACAAAAGCGUUGCUCGAAAAUGCUCCGCUGAGAUACUUGGACAUUCUGGAACGGAUCUUCAACAGCGCAAUCGGCAGUCAAGAGACCAUCCAGUCGACACUUUGUUUUUGCUUGAAUGCAAUCGGUGAAGCUGCAGCUACGUCAGUGACAAGGAUCGCUUCGGGCGCUUCGUCAUCUUCGUCAUCAGUAGGUGAGGUACCACCUUCAGCCACACCUUUCGUCCCCGAACAUGCUCUUGUACUCCGCUUUCUGGUGUUUGCACUUCAGAUGUUUCCAGCGCUUGAGAAGUUGUCGGAAAAAGAAGAAGUACAGGAUGACGAGGAGGACUUGCACAAUGCCAAAGCAUCUGUGGCAGCAGAGUUGUUGCGUCUUUGCGUCGAGCUCAGCUCAUUGUUCCAUGGUUCGGUAAACAACGACGAGAGCGGACAUGUGGAAUCAAUGCUGUGCAAAUUGUUCGAGCCAGUAGUCUUGGAAGCGCCUACGAACGUCCAUCUCUUCAGCUGGGUGCAAGAGUACCUAGACACGCGCUGUCUGCCGACGACACCCGGAUUGCGCACAAUCCUCGAGUUUCUCUUCUACCAGGUUCUAAGCUUGCUGCACGAACGGAGCUUGAUCAGCCCCCACGACGUGCUGUCAGCGCACGAGGUGUUUGACGAAAGCUCUCCAGAACAGAUGCGAUGGAACCUCGAAAACGAUUUGGCCGCACUUGUUGUCCUUCUGACGCUGCCUCGCGUUUCCAGAACGGUGGACGGAUUGAAGCUCAUUGCCCAACGCGCUGACUUCAGUAAUUUAUUCUUGCCGUACGGCAAGAGCUUCUGCACCACCCUGGAUGAAUGGCGCUUUCUGAUCAGCACGUUGUCCCCAAUCUCGCUACUAUCAACGGCGGCACGUAACGGUGCGGUUCGCCCCGAAGACGCAAUUCUGGAGAACAUUCUCAACCACAUAUGCUUGACACUCAGCCCUGAAGAAGUACUCCAAGUUUUGCCCGACGACGGUGAUCUCGAGCUGUACUUGUCAACGAUAGAGGUCAGUCUGCAACUGGACGAGGUGCGGAAAAAGCAGGAGGAUACUACCCGGAUGGCGAACGCUGUAGGAGGAUGA
Messenger RNA from Hyaloperonospora brassicae, 3861 nucleotides. The record is from the annotation of a GenBank genome assembly. Lineage: Eukaryota; Oomycota; Peronosporomycetes; Peronosporales; Peronosporaceae.